AUGGUCUUAGCAAAACAGCUCAGACUUCUCCUUCUUGGAGCACCUGGUGCCGGAAAAGGCACCCAGACUUCCAGAUUAUUGAAAACUCUUCCCACUUUAAAUGCCCUUUCCUCGGGAGAUAUCCUUAGAACCGAGGUUGCUAGAGGUACACCUUUGGGCCUGGCAGUCUCCAAGUUUAUCGAGGAAGGAAAGCUCGUGCCCGACGACACGAUGGUUGGACUUAUCAAGAAUCAUUUGUUGGCCAACGAUUGGCUCAAUGGCAACGCCCUGUGGUUAUUGGACGGGUUCCCUAGAACGGGCAACCAAGCCAGAGACUUGGACAAGAUGUUGAAGGAAAACAGAGCCGACAUCAACUUGGUCGUGGAGUUGGAGGUUGACCAGAAGAGCAUAUUGGAGAGAGUGGAGGCCCGCUGGGUCCAUCCUGCUUCUGGAAGAGUGUACAACUUGGACUAUAAUCCUCCCAAGGAGCCAUUCAAGGAUGACGAGACGGGCGAGAAGUUAGAAAAGCGCAAGGACGACACCAAGGAGGUGUUUGGAAAGCGGUUGGACAAGUACAACGAGGAGAUCCUGACGCUCAGGGAGUACUACCAGAAGAAGGGCAUCUGGCACGGUGUUGCGGGCGAGACGAGCGACAUUAUUUUCCCCAAGAUCAAGGACUUGAUUUUGAAGAAGUUCGACAGGCCGUAG
Molecule: messenger RNA, 687 nt
Organism: Candidozyma duobushaemuli
Lineage: Eukaryota; Fungi; Ascomycota; Pichiomycetes; Serinales; Metschnikowiaceae
Product: adenylate kinase family protein
Exons: 1
Coding region: 1-687 (228 amino acids)
Biological process (GO): nucleobase-containing compound metabolic process
Cellular component (GO): mitochondrion; cytoplasm
Molecular function (GO): ATP binding; AMP kinase activity
Source: RefSeq, a predicted model, not a curated record